AUCGAUGGUAUUGGUACCAACAAGCCAAGAACCAGCUGAUAAAAAAUUUAGAUGACGAUAGAAAUUACAACGUUGCUAAAAAUAUUAUCCUUUUCAUCGGAGAUGGAAUGGGUCUGACUACAGUGACGACAGCUCGUAUCUUGAGGGGACAAAAGAGAGGUCACACAGGAGAAGAAAAUGAACUGACUUUUGACAAAUUUGAAUACGUCGCUCUAGCGAAAACAUACAACACCAACAGUCAAGUUGGGGAUUCUGGUGCUUGCGCAACGGCUUUACUAUGCGGUGUUAAAGGCCGUUUCGAGACUGUAGGAUUAGACGACAGCGGGAUCUUCGAAAAAUGUGAAAGCAGUCUUUUAGCCCGUAUUCCAUGCCUUGCAGAAUGGGCUCAAGCAGAAG
Stegodyphus dumicola is the source of this 396-nucleotide messenger RNA. RefSeq names its product alkaline phosphatase, tissue-nonspecific isozyme-like. NCBI's taxonomy places the organism in Eukaryota, Metazoa, Arthropoda, Arachnida, Araneae, Eresidae. Gene Ontology annotation, biological process: dephosphorylation. The record is from RefSeq and is a predicted model, not a curated record. Gene Ontology annotation, molecular function: alkaline phosphatase activity.